Molecule: messenger RNA, 12116 nt
Organism: Cuculus canorus (common cuckoo)
Lineage: Eukaryota; Metazoa; Chordata; Aves; Cuculiformes; Cuculidae
Gene: SLC16A7
Product: solute carrier family 16 member 7
Exons: 5
Coding region: 4368-5810 (480 amino acids)
Biological process (GO): transmembrane transport; monocarboxylic acid transport
Cellular component (GO): membrane
Molecular function (GO): monocarboxylic acid transmembrane transporter activity
Source: RefSeq, a predicted model, not a curated record
CAGGAGCUGUAAAAGAAAAGAGUUUUAUUGAGCCUGGAAUGGACAUGGUUGAUGAUUAUAGAGAAAUGUUUUGGAUAUAUUUUGUCAUUAGAAUUCUACAGUCUAAUCAUAUUGAUACGAAUUUUAUCACAAAAUUUAAAGUAUACAUAUCUCUCACUUACAGAACUAGGAUUAAAGUUUUAUGCUAGUGACAGAGUUAUCUGUAUGUAUUAAUGAGGGUGGAGUGAGACAAAAGCUAAAAAUAAUUAGUUGUUGAUACAAAGCUUACAGAAGAUUGCCUAGAUGAUUUACCAAUAGAAUCUCAAUGAUAAUACCCUGUGUAUCUGCUGGAGACAAGGAGCAUGCACACCACACCAGCUUGCAUGGGUACAUGAGAGAAGUUUGUGUUGCAUAUUUAUGGAACAGAAAUCAGUUCAGAAAAAAAAACUCCAAACCAAACAAACCUAUACUCAGAAUGUAAUCCUAUGUAGACCAGGCACACGAUUAUACACAUGAACGCUUCAGAUCCAGACUCUGUGACUAGAAAGCGUAACCUGUGAUGUAGCAGAGGAUUUGAAUCUUAGAAGGGGACCUGUAAAAUUUUGGAUUCAAAUGAAACUGCAUGACAAGUGGCCUAUGAGGGAAACGAACUAUUCCAGUAGGAGAUGUAUCCAAAUGAUUAGUGGAUAGACUCACAAAAAAUAGCAUCAAGUAUUCAACAUCUACAGUAUUUUCCUUGAUGAAAAACAACUCUUAAAUGCUUUUCCUGUUAAUAUCACUAAAAAAACCUCAAGCUGUUAAAAAAAGAAACAGGAGAGUGGAGAGUGUAUAACAUGAAACCUCCUAGAAGUCUGUUUCACUAUUGAAGGGACACAGAAUGAAUAACCAGAAAUGUGACUUCUUUUCACACAUAUGCAAUAUAGAAAUGUUUGUUUAAUUCCUUCUUUACAGUUAGAUCACUGAAAAAUACAAUAUCCCACACUCCCAUAUAAAGACACACUUGCAUACACAUCCGCACCUUAGCAAGCUUCUUGAAAUUCACACAUAAAUAAUUAAUUACUAUCACUAAUAAAUCUUUAAUUCUUACCCUAGGAGGGUGGAUAUGAACAUUCUUACUUUGAGUAACGGGCUUCCUACACUGAAGGUGCUUUGAGAUUGGAAAGAUGUAAAAUGCUGACAGGGUUUUUUUUUUUAAUCUGCAACAGGGACCCAAAUAAUUUCAGAGCCUUCAUUCUGUAGUAGCUGCAGAAAAGUGCAUUCACUUUAAAAACCUGAUGCCACUCUUAUCAAGGUCAAUAUAAAAAAUAAAACCAUAAAUCAACUUUUAGUCUGAGGGCUCAUGGUAAUUUUUGUGACUUUAAGCAGGAUGCAGACACUAAGCUGUAUCUAAAUUUGUGCCAACUGUAGGCCCAAAUCACAUGCUGUUAUAACAGCAUCUAGCAUAUGCUCAGUCUCUGCCUCGGAACAGAAAAUGUAAAAUGUGACGAAGCACACAGCAACAUGAGCUCAGUUAAGACGCAGAUGCCUUUCCUAGAGAGGGUGUUCUGGAAAGAGAUAUAGAAAGAACUACUCAAGAUACAUACGUACAUACAGAAAAAAUAUAUGUCUAUGUAAUGUUUAACAUAUGUUAAUGUAACCUACUAUUUCUAUAUAGCUAUGUUAAUAUAUACAGUAAAAAUAGAAAAGCAAAUUUAACGUAUAAACAGCAAAUACAUCCAACUGUACUGUAUGUAAGCACUGUAAUAUAUAUACUGUGCAGUACUAUGUACCGUAGCAAAUACUACGUACAUGAUAUACCUUAUUACAUAUAUCACUGUUUAAAAUCUAUUGUCUGUAAAAUAUAUUGUAUAAAUACAUAAAAAAGCCCUAUACUUAUAUCUAUAUAACUACGUGUUUAUUCAAGUCAAGGUACAUUAGUGGAGGAAGCAGAACCAUAGAAAACAGGGACUAUUUAUAUAUUCAUGUAUUUAUUUUUCAGCUCCCUUUGAAAAUCGCUUUCCAAGCAGUCUAUAAAACAGUAUGUGAACUUUAAUAUUUCACUAUAAAAGACAAUGUAGCCAUGCUCUGCAUUUUACAGGAACUUUCUGGGGUACUAUACGGCCUAUGGUUUUCUUCAGGACAUAAAAAAUAGUUUGCAUAUGGAAGAGAGCUUAACAUGGGUGUAAGGCCAAUCAACUUUGAUUUCAGCAGUACCAGCCUUUCUAUGAAAGGUCUCACAACAGAUUCCAUCCUAAUUAACAUGGUUUUAAUCCUGUUAUUGUGGGGCUGGCUGGAAGUGACAGUGAGUUUUACCAUUGACAUCUGUACCCGGGCUGUCUUUGCUUGUAUGCCAGAGUCACUGCUUAACGUUUGCUCUUCCCUCUGCUUGGCUCAGUGGGCCCCUCUUGGAUGCUUUUUGGUCUUCCAAAGCCUGCAGUGCAACCUGCUGCCAGGACAGACAGCACGACUGUAGGAAUGCUGGGCACAGCUUCCCUGCACAAACUUGCGCAAGAAAUGCCUGACACUGCUACCUAAAUUAAUGCAGCUGUGGCUUCCAUGAGCUACCCUGGCAGUGACCAUGGGUGUUUGCUCCUAUAAAUGUCCCUGGAUUCAGAUACAUAAUUCAAGCAUUACUUAGCUUAUGUGGUGUCGCAAAAAUAACUCUAAACUCUUCAGUAUUUUUCAGGAAUAAAAGUGUUUGCUGUGUCUACCAGUGAACUACUUACUGCUUCUUCCAACUAAGGGGCCAGGAUCUGCCCAGAGACCGCAGAGACCUGGCUGCUUUACAAACAGGUGAAAAACUACUCAUGCCUGGAUCUGAAAAACUUGCAGUGGAAGCAGAUGAUACACAAAGUAUAACAACAGUAUCCCAGAGAAAGAAGGAAUGAUAAAAUGUAACACUACUGAGAUUUGUAGGUCUGUAUCUUCUGGUUUAAUGACUGAAGUUUGUAAACGUAGAAUAAUCCCUAAGGCUUCGCGCACAAAGCAAACAGAUUCAUAGGCAAUGGAAUUUGUCCUUCAAGGUGCUGGUCCUUUGUGGGUGGGUUCUUUGAUGUGUUAUAGGUAUUGCCACUUGUGCUGCAGCCUUUUUUGUGGGUGCCAUGCUCCUUUCCAGAUUAUUUUUUCGUUCAUCGUGGCUGAUGCUAGUUAAGAGUUUCAAAUUUUGUUAAUAGAAAAUAAACAGACAACCCUAUCAAGUCCUUCCCUUCUCGCUAACUGGCUCAGCAAACUGGAAUAUCCCCAACUACAACAUGAGUUUUCUCUUUCUGUCCCUAAAUGGUCAGUCUCAGGUCCUAUUACAUCUUUGAAAAUCCUAUUAAUAAAGCUCUCACUAAACAAAGAACACGCAAUAAAGUUAGAAAAACACCAUCACACGAUAACCACAUUUACUUUUGUACACACUUUGCAACAUAGUGUCAUAAUGUCAACAGUUGUAAUUACUUUGGCCUCCUCACACUAAUCUAAAUGUUGCAUGGAAUGCGCAAACUUUACCCAUGAGAAAAGGCAUUACGGUAAAGGCUUUAGUUAUGCAAUUACACGAUUGCAUUCUACCUCUUUCCCUACAGGAUUUUAGUCUUAAGGGCAGAUUUUUUGGGGGGUAAUUUAGUGAUCACUAUUACAAAUAUAGAAUCAUAGAAUGGUUUGGGUUGGAAGGGUCCUUAAAGAUCACCCAGUUCCAAUCCACUUGCUAUGGGCAGGGACAUCCCACUAAAUGAGGCUGCCCAGAGCCCCAUCCAACCUGGCCUUGAACACCUCCAGGGAUGGGGCAGCCACACCUUCCCUGGGCAACCUGUGCCAGUGUCUCACCACUCUCACAGUGAAGAAAUUCUUUCUAAUGUCCAGUCUAAACCUGCCCCUCUCCAGUUUAUACCCAUUCCCCCUCAUCCUAUCCCCACAAGCCCUUAUGAAUAGUCCCUCUCAAGCUUUCUUGUAGAAAUAUGUAAAUGAUAUAUGCAAAACAGUUUUUAUAAACUUUUUUUUUUUCUUUUAAGGGACAGAGAAAGGGAGCGAAGGAAGAGGUGAUCAAGAUUUUAACCAACAACAACUCAUUGCUGACUGCCCAAAUUUCAGUUCCUGCUUCCGAAGUUCCUGCACGCAUCAAGAUCUCUGUUAAUUCCUCGUGUUAAUUCCACGAGCCUUUUCGCAACCUUUAGCUGGAACAGAGGUGAAUACAGUGAAACAGAGUGACAUCUGCGGCACCCCUGCUCCCGCGGAGGGUGGGGCCGGGGGUGGGGAUGCGCGGACACGUCUCGUGCCGCCAGAAGCCAAGCGAGGCGCGCGGCCGGCAGGGCUUCUCCGCGCUCUCCCGUUCCGCGGCCAUCGAACGCCGCCCCGCCCGCUCCUCCGAGCCGAGGGGCUCCGGCGGCCCCGGGCGGCCAGCCUAGUUGGAGAAGAGACGAAAACCAAAAAUGCCACCAGCAACAGGAACACCACAGUACCCACCUCCAGAUGGAGGUUGGGGAUGGGUUGUGGUCUUCGGGGCUUUUAUCUCCAUUGGAUUUUCUUAUGCAUUCCCUAAAGCCAUCACAGUAUUCUUCAAAGAAAUACAAGAAAUCUUCCACACAUCAUACAGUGAGAUAGCUUGGAUAUCAUCGAUAAUGUUGGCUGUCAUGUAUGCAGGAGGUCCCAUAAGCAGCAUUCUGGUGAAUAAGUAUGGCAGCCGGCCUGUGAUGAUAGCAGGAGGCAUCCUGUGUUCAUUUGGUAUGAUUGCUUCCUCUUUCUGCAACAGUGUCCUGGAGCUCUAUAUAUGUAUUGGUGUCGUAGGAGGUCUGGGGUUAGCGUUCAACCUACAGCCUGCCUUGACCAUGAUUGGGAAGUAUUUCUAUAAGAAGCGUCCCAUUGCUAAUGGAUUGGCCAUGGCUGGAAGUCCAGUUUUUCUGAGCACUUUGGCACCUCUCAAUCAAUUCCUUUUUAAUGCAUUUGGCUGGAAAGGAAGCUUUCUCAUUCUGGGAGGACUUCUUUUGAACUGCUGUGUGGCUGGGUCACUUAUGAGACCUGUUGGACCGAGAACAGUCCCUCCUGUGAAAAAAGAUGUUGAAAAAGGCACAGGAGAUUCUGCCUUGCACAAAAACAACAAGAAGUCUUUUUGGCAAACUAUAAAUAAAUAUCUAGAUCUGUCCCUCUUCAAACACAGGGGGUUUCUGAUCUAUUUGUCAGGAAAUGUCAUUAUGUUUAUCGGUUUCUUCGCUCCAAUAGUAUUCUUGGCUCCUUAUGCCAAGCACAAGGGAAUUGAUGAAUAUUCUGCUGCUUUUUUGCUAUCUAUCUUAGCCUUUGUAGACAUGUUUGCUAGGCCUUCAAUGGGACUUGUAGCAAACUCCAAGUUUAUCCGGCCAAAAAUUCAGUACUUUUUUAGUUUUGCUGUCUUCUACAACGGCGUCUGUCAUAUUUUAUGCCCUCUGGCAACAAAUUACACAGGCCUGGUGAUAUAUGCUGUAUUUUUUGGGUUUGCAUUUGGAAUGGUUAGCAGUGUUCUUUUUGAGACAUUGAUGGACCUCGUUGGGGCUGCCAGGUUUUCUAGUGCGGUUGGACUUGUCACCAUUGUGGAAUGUUGCCCUGUGCUCAUAGGCCCUCCUCUAGGAGGUUGGUUAGUGGACGUUACUGGUGAAUAUCAGUACAUGUAUUUUGUCUGCGGAGUGAUUGUGGUUGUGUCCAGUAUCUGGUUGUUCAUUGGCAAUGCCAUUAACUACAGACUUCUGGCAAAAGAAAAGAAGCUAGAGGAUGAGAAGCAGAAAGCACAAAAGAACACUGACUUGAAGGAGGCAGAGCCAUUAACAAACAAUGAGAAUGAAGAUGCUGCCAACAGAGAUGAUAAAGCUCUUGAAGAUCCUUCAGAAAGAGAAACCAAUAUUUAAUCUGCAAUAUAGCUCAGAAGGCAACAUUUAUGACUUUCAUUAGAAAAAUGUCUCCAGGGGACAGUCCAGGUUUUGUGGUAAUAAUGAUCAGUCACAAUAUUAGAUGGGAACAGAUUUUUUUGCCCCACGGCAAGACUCUAAGUUAAAUUACUAUCUACAGUUUAUUUAUUUCAGUGAUAAAAAAUUGAGAUUACAGAGGUAGCGACUCUGUACAAAUGAAGCCAUCAAACUAUGACUCUGGAUAAUUAGGAGUCAGGUAAAGCAGACAAUAAAGCCUUCCAAUGAUAUAUAGUUUAGUUUCAAAAGUAUACCUAGUACAAAAGUAUCUCUUACUCAGGAAGAUACUUUGUGUUCAUCUUUAGAGUAUUGUUAAAGUCUGCUGAAAUAAUCUGCCCAAACUGUACUUACUACUAAUACUAAAAGCAACAUAAGCUCAAAGAUUUAUUUCAAAAGAGACAGAGCACCUGAGUGAAGCACAUUGAAACUUUUUUGUAUGCUCACUAGAUCAAAAAGAUGCAUUAUGUCUGUAUAAACAAUUAUACUACGAAUGUAAAAAUUAAGGCUGGAAGAUAACAGUUGGUGGGCACCAUCUCUAAAAUGUAAUGAACAGAUGAAUUGAAAUAUAUUCCAGAAAUUGUUUCCUCCUGUGAUAGCUGACUGCAUUGUGUUUCAACAUAUACAUUUGAACACAAAGUACAUUCAGACCUCACUGACUCAAACUAAACUAAAAUCUGCCUGUUCAUGAAAGGAUUUAAAACCAAGAUUUAGAACGCUAAGUAGAGUGGCAAUUAGUUUGUUCAUCUUUGUGUUCCUUUUGGGCUGAAGGCACUGGGUUGGACUGUGAAGCCUUGUAAAGGGUCUGAAUUCUGAAUCCACCGAUGUUAAGAGGAUAUUUGCCCUUGGCUUUUGUAGCCUGAAUCAGUUCCACAUAAAGACUUCAAAGUAGAUGCUUGGGUUUAUUGGCAAGUCAUUGGUUGUUUGGUGGUCCUCUGAGAGGAGAGUUAAGGUCUAACUUUAGGUCUUUGCAGACCGAUAACUCCAUACCAGUUCUCACCUCCCUGUCCCAUGUACUUAGUGAAAAGCUACUUCAUUUUCAUAAUUCCAGUUCAACCAAAAAUGCUGCAAGGCACGUUGACAGUGCCGGUCUGAAAGCUUUGUAUUGACAUAUUAUUUUUCUGCAGGAUAUUUGGCCUUGUGUCUACAGUUUCACACAGACACUCAUAUAGAUUAAAAUGUACACAAUUGUUCCUCUUCCUUUGGGCGAAAGAAAUCGUAAGACUACAAUUUUACUUUACAAUUUACUAUUCAGCAUUGCACUUGAAAGCUAAAAGUGCAAGCUUCUGAAGUUAUUAAGUAUUUCUGUUCUAUUUGUAGGUGAGAAAAGGUGCUAUUUGUUUUGGAGAGAUGCAUUUGAAUGCCUCAGAAGUUGUGAAAAUUAAGGGUCUGAUUCAUAAAACAUUUAUGUACUGUUCAUGCAGGAUAUACAUACGUUCAAUUCAGGGAAAAGAAUAUAAUUCAUUUUAGCUCUCUUUUAAAUCUUAAAGUUGCAAAUAUAUCGGACAGACAGCUAGUUGUGUUAAGCACAUUUUUAAGUGCCAGUAUUAAAAAAAAAGAUAAAAUCUAGCAGGUACAUGAAUGCUUUCAAGAAAGCCAUGCCUUAACAGUAGUGUAUAAUGUUAUUAUUUUCAUUAUUUUAAAAAUUUUGGUAGUGCUUGCUUCUGUUUUGCUGGAUUAUCAUCUUAUAUGCCAUGACCUUCCACAGUAAUGCUGAUUUUUUUCAUUAUGUCAGCAGAGUUUUGGGGGAAAAUCAUAAUGAAUCUACUGACAGCAUGUUGCAGAAAUUAAUACCUACUUUUUGCCUAAUUGUAUGCAGGAAAAACAGACACUUAAAAGUCCUGUAGUUUUAUAGGCACAUCAGCAACAAAAUAUGUGCAUUUCAGAGUUUUGGGAGAAAUAAUGGGUUUCAUGCUCAGAUCUGAGCAGUCAACUCUGUAAAGGAGAAUUGCUUAGUCCCAGUAAAAUUAGUUACUGUCUCAGCCUCCAACUUCAGAGAAGAAAUAAAUACAGAGCACCUCCUUCAGAACCAUAGCCCUGCCAGAACCCCAUUAGGUAAAACAGUUUCUCUGUUUUUGGCUAUACAAACAUACAGGGUGAAUUCCAGGAUCUGUGAAAGCCCGAUGUGCUCCGAUCCAGAAAGUGAUGAGGAGUUUCACACACAUAAAGCUUUCAUAGAGUCAGGAAUUUCAGUUAUAAAUACUGGAUUUUAAAAGAUGAACUGAAAUUUUAGCUAAAGAGGAGUCAUCGGGAACAUCUGCUCUUGACAGCAAGUGGUAGAAAGGCAGAGAUUAUUUGAAAAGAGAUGAAUUAUAGAGUCUGAAUCAAAACGACUGAGGCAAAAUUCUAGGUGCUUAUUAUCUCUUUGCAAAAACCAGCAUGAUUAAGAAUAUAGAGUAGAAGACAAGUGCCAAGGUUUGACUUAAAUCUGUCAAAAGUUGCUGUUGAGUAAAUAAAAGACUCAGGAAAGAUACAAAAAGGCUCCCAGGAAACAUGAAGGCAACUUAGAUGUUGUAUGCUGGAUCACAGAAUGCAAUACAACAUGGCAUUGGAAACAAGGGAAAAACAAGUUUCCUUGAGCCAUAGACACACCUGACCACCAGUAACAAAAACUAUAUUAAUAUCGCAGACAAAAUAAAAAUUUAUAUAAAUACAACCCUCUGCAGACCUACUAUUCUUUCCUCUUUUGUCAAUUAUAUUAAAAAAAAAUAGAAAAUGCUGCUUAACCACCACUCACCGAUGUGUAAUUUUUAAUCCCAUGGGGUUGCCAGCAGGCAGCCGGAGCACUAUAAAAUAUGAACUGAUUCAAGUGAAACAUUUCCUUAGACUUCUUUCAUUACUUUUCUUGAUAAUACUAGCAACAAAAUAAAAAAAAUCAGGAUACCCUUGAUAUUUCUGAGUAUUAAGGAAGUCAAAAUCCAGAGAUGAAUGAAGAAAAUUUAAACCAUAUCUAUGCAAAAACUGCCUGGAAUUAAAAAAACUGUGUCUUCCAAAUAACAGGUCCUAAAGGGGGAAUUGUCUUGUUUAUGUAGCUCUUAUUCCUAAAAGUAAUAAUAAAUUGCCUUGAAUCAAUUCUACACUGAGCAGCAAAGUGGCAAAAUGAGUAUAACUUGCUUUCAAAUCCCUGAAUGUCACUCUUCCUUGCAAUGAGCUGUAAUUUGUACUGCAAAUAAUUUCAUCAUUAUAUUUCUUCUUCCAGGAGAAGACCUGGGUGUAUGAGUAUACUAUCUCCUUACAUCUCCCUGGCUUCUCCUAAUUACCUCGUCCCUAGUCUGUACCACAGCAGGGUUAGAACUAAGAGGUAGCCCUGGUCUACAGUCAAGAAAUAUGCCCUUAAACUUCAUCACAUACUAGAUGCAUCUGUUAUGCACUAUGGAGUCUGAAGUCUCUGGCAGUUAGUAGUAGCAAAUACUUAAUUUCUCUUAAUCUCAUAUAUACUCUCGUAUACUUCAUCUUCUUUCUCUGCCAGAAUAUCACUGUGCCUAAUUAUCAUCUUGCUCUUAUUUCAUCAAUCAAGAAAAAUACCAAAAUGUAAAAAUUAGUAGGAAAGGUGAUAACAUCGGUAAUAUUUUUCCUAUUUAACAUCAAAGUUAAAUUUCAAGCAGUUUUAGGGCUUUUUGUCAUCAUCUUGCUAAUAGUUGGAAGGUUCUUCUGUAUUUCCAACUCCAGAGAAGGAAUUCUAACCAAUAAUUAUCAGUACUUUUCAGGAACAAAUCAAAAGUUCACCUCUCCCACUUCUUAUCAUUGAGCUGUGAUUGCAUACAUUGUCAGUUCUAUAUUUCCAAUAAGUCAGAAAAAGCAACGUUUUAUAUGAAAUCCUGUAGCACAGGUAGUCAGACUGCAAUCUUUUUAUUUUAGGAGUGUGAUUUGUUAACUGUUUUGACAGAGUUAGGGAAGGUCUUAUUUUAUCUUCAAAUAGUUCUUUUUUAAUGAUGCUGUCCUUAUGAGAGGAAGUUCAACUUUUACUUACUGCUGAAGUGAAUGGUUGCAAUUUCACUGACAUCAUGAUUCAAAAUUCACAUGAAUUGUAAUGUUUUUGUUUACAUAUCAGCAUCCCAUGUGCUUAAAAAAAAAACAUUUGGCAGUGUGUACAUAGUUAUUCCUUCCGGACUACUCUUGUUGCUCUAGAAGGUUCCCCACUUCCACCCUGCCACCCUGUUCUCCAUUUUGAUGGAACACAAAGAGUUUGGCAUUGGCAGGUAGUGACUUUUCUUAAAUGCUCUCAUGUCAUUCUUUUUUCUCAAAUGCCUAACCAACAUUUUUAGUUGUUAAUUUCAGUUCUGAAUGGUUGUGAAUAUUAGUGGGGAGAUGUUAUUCAGAUACAUAAUAAGCAGCAGGUACUACAUGUAGCCAGAUUUAGGGCCAUCAGAAUUCCACUAAACAAAGCCGGUGACCACUUCUAUAGACAAACAUGCUUUAACUGAUGCUGACUAUUUUUGCCUAUAACAAAACUGAAUCUAGGCAAUUUUUGUUAGUUUCUCUAUAAAUUACUAUUUUUCUACUCAUAGAGAGGAAUAUAAAGGGAACUUUUAAACAAUUAUUUUCUGAGGUGACAUCAGUUUUAACAAGGCUCUGUGGAUUUUUUGGGGGGUGGGUGCUUUUCUGAUAUUUGUGCAUAUAUAUGUAGAAACUGCAUGUGUUAUCACCUUUUUGAUCACAAUUUGGAUAAGCAUUGCGAUGUAAUUUCAACAUAAUUUACAUGUUGUUGUUCUGCAGUUCAAAUCUUUCUCAUCAUCUACCUCUCAACUGAAGUUUGGAGACUUUCAUGACCUUAGAAGAAUACAGUUAACAAAAAGUAUCAUGAUAAAACCUGUACUGACUAUUAGAAAGUCUCCCAAAUAUUUUGAAUCUACCUACAGUUCUUAAGACAAUGCAUAUUUAUGACCAAAUUCUUCUUUCAAUUGGCAUAGUUUUAUUAAAUAUAAAGAUUUAACUCAUACUGGUGUAACUUUUACGUCACUGAAUUGGCAUAAAAACUCAAUGUAUCAUUUAGAUAUCCAGACUCUAAUGCCCUUUCUGUGAGAUGCUGGCCCUCCUCUUUUUUUUUGUUUGUUUUCUUUCCAAGUUAGUGGAAGUAGAUUAAUGGAAAUAUAUCAUAGUUAAUAUAUGUGAUUUAAAAAAAAAAAUACUGCUGAAGAUUUUGUGUUUUGCAUCCCUGGAAAAAAAAAAUCUUUAGUUUAGAAAUAAUAUAUAAUUUUAGCUUGCUUUGCAUUUUUGUGGGGCAUUUGAGGCAGAUAGUCGCAAAAUGUUGGAAAUAAUGAUUGUUCUUCAUAUGCUCUUUACAAAACCAGAGAUGAUUGUUUAUUCAAAGAUAUUUUUUUUAGUCUGCAAACCAUUCUGCCUUCUAGGACCUAGUACAAAGUCCACUGAAGCCAACAUAAAAAACCCCUUUCAAAGUCAAAGAGCUUUAUCAAACAUUGGAGGUGAUUUGGCUUCAGUGGAGGCUCCAGCCUUAUUUUCUCCAUAUCAAGUCUCAGGAGCAUCAAAUGUAACACAGCAAAUGCAGGAUUUGUUGCAGCUGGCAAAUUUAGCUAUGACUGUAUAAUAUUCCUAAUGAAUCAGUCCCUAAAUUAACGCACAAUAUGUAUUGUUUUAAUAGCCUAUGUAAAUAAAAAAGUCAAACACAAACUCUGAAUGUAAAUUAUAAUAUGUAGAGGAUAUAUUGAAAUAAAUAUCUGAACAAAUCUGUUUAACCUCAAAGGAAAUCAUCUGUUUCCUUUCAAGCCUUCCUUCAGCAGUUUAUAAUCUUCAUUUUUGUUCUUUCCAGGGAAAAUGGUUUGUCUUUUGGGAAUGUAUAUUUAUAUUUAUAUAUAAGGGAAUAUACAUGCAUAUAUGUUUGUAUAUAUAUGUAUUCCCCUAUAUAUCAAACUCUAAUUUAUAUAUAUUAUAUAUAUUUAUGUAUAUAUAAAAUAUAUAUAAUGUCUUAGAGUAAGUUGCAUACUGUGCCUGAUAAAUGAAGCAUAUUUGUAAGCAGAUAAAUUACUUCAGCAAAUGACAGAAAAGAUUAAAAAAUUUCUACAAGAGUAUAUUUUAUUAUUUUUCAGUUUCUACUGGUUUUAUUUAUAUUAAAAAUUCAUUCAGAAAAGAACAAUAUUACAUAACACUGGUAUUUCAAUCAUUACUCAGAUCAAAAUGGCCUAAGAUUGCUGAGAAUUUUCAUUGUUGUUAGACUGUAAAACCUACAUUGUUGGUGGAGGUGUUGGUGCAUUGUUUUUGCUGUGGAAGUGUUAACUAGAUGAUCUCUGAACAGAC